Schistosoma curassoni is the source of this 7682-nucleotide messenger RNA. NCBI's taxonomy places the organism in Eukaryota, Metazoa, Platyhelminthes, Trematoda, Strigeidida, Schistosomatidae. The record is from the annotation of a GenBank genome assembly.
AUACACACAUAUCAACAAAUUGAAGGCAUACAUACCUAACGUGUAAAUAACCUUGGCAAACGAGGUAAUAGGAAAAUGAAUAAUAAUAAAUAUCAUUAUCAUAAAUUUAUGAGCUCGUUAGUUGGUGAGCAAGAGUGGAACUGAAAAUCGACAAAAUUAUACGCCGCAAAUCGAUCCACGACGUGAUGCUAAGUUUGGGAAAUUAAUGAAGAGAAUCAUAUUGAUGAUUACUAUUAAUGAUAAAAUAACAAUUAAUAUAAUGGAUCUGUAUCGAUAAUUCUUAGUCGAAUAGAAUAGAUGAAGUGAUCAGUGUUAUUUUUCCAUUCUAUCUGUUCAUAUCUGUCAUUUUUGUUUUCUGGAUCAAACACUGAAUAUUCUUCUCAAAAGGAUAUAAAUUCUCAUCUUAUACACUUUUGAUUUAAUGUUAUCAGUACACUAUGAAUGGAUUAAAGAAUAUUAUGUUAAAAAAGUAGAUUGUAUUAAAGAAGUAUGUUGGACUGAAUCCAAAUCUCAAUCGAACCAACCAUGUUUUUAUUAUUGAAGAGAUAAAUAUCUAUUAUUUUUGUGAUUAUGUCCAGUCAACGUUCUCAACUGCUUAUCUCAAGUCAAUCAUUAACCACAAUGGAUACAAAUACAAAUGUGACUAACUCACCACUGGCUUCAGUUAAUCCUACAGCAGUACCUUGUGGUCAAUGUCUUAUAACAAGUACACAAAAUAUUUUAAGUGGACAACAAAAUCAAUCAAGUGGACAUAGACCACAAUUAAGUCAUAAUAUAGCAGGUAUGCAAAAAUCAAUGCAUACAGUUGUACACGCAGCUGGUGUACCGGCUGUUAUGGAAACUUAUGUACAUGGUAAUCGUGGACUGAUCGCUCACUAUCCAUUAGGAACAAAUACAUUACAUGAAAUACAAACACUUCCACGAGUUGUCGAACAAGUUAAUGCUACUACUGGUUCUGGUACUGUUCAACAAUCCCAAUUUGGAGCUAAUUAUCGUCCUAUAUUGAUUGCAAAUACAUCGAUAAAAGGUCAUAAUGCACCUGGAAGUAAUAGUUUACCAAAUAAUCAAACAUAUCAAAUGAUUGCUUAUCCUCGUCAAGCUUUAAAUAUAGUACAAGCACAUGGGAAAAAUUCACAUGCCGUACCAAUUGGUACCAUUAAUACUACAACUGGUGCUACAAACAGUGGCAAUGCUCAUAAUAAUUUGAUGUUAGCUAGUGUAAUUACACCGGAAUGCUUAACAACUGAUUCUAGCAAUAAUGCAGCUCGUAUUGCACAACUUCUAGCUCCUUCUGGAACACAUCCUACUGUGGCUAACGCAGCACAUAUUGGUGGUAAUGCUCAAUUUCUUGUCUAUUAUCCACAACAAUCAACUACUGGCAUUAAAGUUCAUGCAAUCGGAUCACCACUGACACUUCCAACGACGGCUACUCCAACAACAACCAUUGUUCAUUCAACACAAGUACCUUCAACAAUUAAUGUUGCCAUUGGUUCAGUUACAAGCGGUAUUUCCACUAGUGGAAUUCAUUAUACAUCUGUUUCUGGUAAUCAUGUAACAUUAAAUUCAUCAAAGCUAAAUUCAUCAACAGUUGUACAAAAUGAAGAUUCGACUAAUAUCACUGCUACUACUACUAAUAUUAGCAGCAGUACUAACCAACCACAACAACCGUAUACAAUUUAUUAUGCUUUACCAACAAAUGAUUUACUACGUCAACUUAAAUUAAAUCAUCAAGCUAUUCAAAUCGAUCCGAAUAUAUCAUCAAGACCACAAAUUAUUCAAACACCAGCUGGUUUAAUGUUUGUUCAAUAUCCUUCACAAUAUCAACAAUGUUCAACAGGUAGCUCAUCACCAAGUAAACUCAAUACUGGAUCACAACAACAACAGCAACAUCAACAAAUACAAAAUGAUAAUACAUUACCACGUAAUAUAAUGACAUCAACUAAGCAUAAUAUACAACAAAUAGGUGUAGUUAAUACUGGAGUACCUGUUAAUGCUUCAAUUGCUGGUACUCAUGUUGAUUCAAAUACAUUAACACGUCAUACACGUGUUGAACAUGUACAAGGUUCCGGAUUAAUUUGCACUUGUCCACCUGAAGUUCAUCAAGCUAUAUUUGAACAACAAAAGAAACGUCAACAAAAUCAACCAUCAACAAUAAUACUGACUGGUUUAUCACCGUUGAAUAAAAUCAGUACAAUUGCAACAACCACUGGCACUAUUACUUCAACAAUCGCUAAUAACAAUAAUAGCAAUGUUAAUAGUACAAUAUUUGAAGUUUCAGAAAUGGUACCAGGUAUUGUGACACGUAACUCGCCGAAUGUAACACUUGCCAAAGAAAAUGGUUUAUUAACAAGAAGUUGUACGGACAAAUUCUCUGAAGAUGAAUUAAACAAUCAAAAAAAGAAUCUUCAACAUUGUCAUCUGACUAAUUGUACAUCAGGUACACCAAAUACAACAACAGAUACAUUGAGAAAAACUAUACAAUCACAAACUGUUGAUCAUAAUAGCACAAUUAAUCAUCAUUUGUCAGAUGAAUUAACUGAAAAAGAAGCUCAUGUGAAUUAUCUAGUUACUUUAUUUCAAGCAUUAAAAAGUUCUGGUGUACAAGCGGAUGCUUUUAGAGAAGCAUUUGAACGUAUUGAUUUACCAGUAACUAAUUCAAAAUUAUCUCCGAAUUCAAUAAAUCUAAGUGAUAAAAAACUAAGCUUAUUAAAGACAAAACUUUAUCAAGUUGAAGAAAUGCGCAAAUCAAUAAAAUUGUUGUAUCAAAUAUUCAAUGAAUUCAAUCGUAAAUUUACAUUGGAUAUGAAUAAUUGUAAUAAAAUUGUUACAAAGUUAUCCAAUCAACAAACAUCAGUCUAUCAUACUAUUCUUGAUCCACAAUUAGAAAUUAUUCAAAAUGAACGAAGAAAUUUAGAUAGAUCAUUACAGGAAAUGUAUAAAAUUAAUACUAUUUUAAGUGAACAAUUACAUGAUCUUGAAUGUGUCAUUGAACAAACUGGUAAUGAUGUAUUACAACAUCGUUGUCGUAUUAAUUUACCAUAUGUACAAACAUUAGAGAAUAGAUUGGAUUCAAUUAAUUCAACUGUUAGUUUGGCAUGUGGUCAUUACCCAGGAAUUCAACAAAUAUUGAAUAGUCGUGAAGAAAUGGAAGUAAAAGCUAUUGAAAUUCAAAAAAGUGUCCUUGAUGACCAGUUAUAUCAAUUGAAGGAUGUCAACGAAAAAUGUAAACGUAUUAAAGGCACAAUAUUAACUUUAAAACGGCUUGCAAUUGUAAAUAUACAAAAUCGACAACGCUCGAAUUCCCCCAGACGUUUUACUCAUCUUGGUGGUUUUGUCAAUCGAGCGGCUGCUGAUCGAGGAAGUAUUGAACGCAGUCGGUUAUAUGCUGCUGUACAAAAUAUUCAACCAGAUUCAGAGAAACGACUACAAGCAAUCAGAAAGCAAGAAAUGCUGGCUAUUCAAAAAAGACGAGUUUUCUCAAAUGAUAAUCUUCCCACGAAUAUGAUGGUAUUUACAGCGCUUGAAGGACAAAAAUCUUCACAAAAUAAAAAUAUUAUACCACCAGUUUUAGAAUCAGAUAAAAGUUCAAUACCACAAAAAGAAUUUAAAACAUCAUCAAUGAUAACUACAUCCACUGUUACAAUCGAUAAUAAAGAUGAAAAACGUGCACCAUUAGCUGCUUACUCAGAUGAUUCAAUUAGUUCUACAAAUACUACAAGUACAAUAGAUUCAUCAAAUAAUGAAUUGAUUAAAAUACAUCAAUCAUCUAAAGGUUUUAAUCCGGAUACAAUUACUUCAAUGAUGGAUGAAAGUAGUGAUAGUACAUUAGAAAAUGUUCAAUCAACAAUAAUGCCAACAAGUAUUCUUAAAAGUUCUACUUCUAAUCCAUUGCCUAAUUCAAAUUCUCCAAAACAGCGUAAUCGUUUAAGUAGUCGCGGAUCACGUGGUGUUAUGUUUAAUACAACAGUUACUGUAGAUGAUGGUUCUGAAGUGGUCCGUUUAAAUUGUACAUUAGAUGAUUCUGAAUUGAGUAAAAAUAAAGUACCACCAACUGAUCGAUCGAAUUCAUCACCAUUAAGUAGACUUGGUGGAAUGUCAGAAAGAUUUUCUCGUUCAAAAUCACCACAUGUUAGUAAAAUUGCUACACCUAAGUCGGGACUAUCAACAGCCACUGUAAAAGGUUCUACAACAUCAAGUAAUAAUUCAUCGGAACCAAUGUUUACUUCACAAGUUAAAGGUAAUCCUAUUAAAUCUCUUAAUUUUCUAAAUUAAAUUACAGGAGAAACAAAGUCAGACACAAGUUUGAGCAGUUUGGAUUUCCCACAAACAAGUGAAUUUGGUUAUAAUGCACCUACACCACCACCCAGACGAAGCAGUCAGGUUACAACUACAACAGCAAAUACAGAUGAAGACAGUACAUUGAAAUCUACAACUUAUUCCAGUAUACAAGAAAGCGAUAAGAUUGAAACAGUCGUAAGUUUUACUUAUGGAAUUUAGGUAGGUUUAAUUAAAAUAUUCUGAAUUUGACGGGCUAGGUCUGGAAGUAUAUAUGUAUAUAUGUAAUUCCUCAGAAAUAAGGAGGGAGGAAAAUACGAUAAGUCAUUAAUUGCGUAAUGUUCAGUCUUUGAUAGGCUUAAGUCCAACCUUGAUGUACUUUAUAUGUUUGGAGGGAAUAGUUAACAAAUCCACGUGUACGAGUGAAUCUAAAAGUGAACCAGUAACUUAAUAAACAAUAUGAGAUUCACUUAUAUUUAACAAUAGAAGCGUUGAACAUCAAUAACCAAUUGCACCAACGUCACAUUAAGACAAAAUCUGAUAAUUAAAAUUUACAUUUGAUAAAGUCUUUAAGUAUACUUUGUUGACUUACUUACUUACUCCUGUAACUCCUCGUGGAGGAGCGUAGGCCACCCACCAGCACUCUCCAUCCAGCCCUGUCCUGGGAAAUCCUUUCCGGCUCUUUCCAGGUGUUAUUCAUUCUUUUCAUAUCUGCUUCUAUUUCCCGACGUAAUGUGUUCUUUGGGCUUCCUUUUUUCCGCUCCCCUUCAGGAUUCCAAAUUAGGGCUUUCCUCGUAAUGCAGUUUGAUGAUUUGCGUAAUGUAUGUCCUAUUCAUUUCCAUCGCCAACCAGAAAAAAUGUUUUGUUUACAAUUUGUUUUUUCGAUCGUAUGAUUAUUAUCAACAUUAGUCAAUAUUUGAUUCAAAUACCAAGAAUGUAGUUCAUAUGAUUGCCUUUGGACCUUUAAAAUUUACACAACAGAGCACUUUCUUCUAUGUAGUCUAUAACGCUCAACACUUGUUCGGCUAACUAUAAAAUCUAAAAGAGGUUUUAAGUGAUUGAAAGACUCAAUUAUAGUUUUUUCAUAUCUUCCACCUUCAUAGAAUACAUUUCUUUCAGAUUUAAAAAAAUACUUCAAAGUACAAGAAAGAUUGAUUACCAUAGACAGAUGAGCAUACUUCAUCAAUACAACAGUUAUAGAUGAAUAUAUCUUCAUUUCUCGAUAGAUCCAAUAAUUGGAAUUUAUGUUCUUUAGAAUGUAGCCAACAACUAAACGACUACUUCUUUGAAGCUAUGAAUAACUACCGAACUAAAUCAUACGACUCAUCUCAUUGAAGUAAUUUUUGAUUAAGUCAUAAGCUUAAACCCUACAUAGUAAUCCGACUUUUUCGAUCGAUUCAAUUUUCGUAUAUUGUAAUUUUAUUCAAAAUUUAUUUGUUUGAUGAACAAAUUACCUUUUUAUUGAGAUCAUGAACCGGUUGGUAUUAGACCACCAUUGAAAACCUGUAAGCACUGGACGGUCGUUUCGUCCUAUUGUGAGACUCCUCAGCGGUACGCAUCCACGAUCCCACUCACGGGAUUCGAACCUAGGGCUUUCGGCCUCGCGCAUGAACGCAUAACCUUUAGACCAUUGAGCAGGCAUCCAACGGUGUUGAUGUCUAACCUUAAUCAAUUCACAAAAUUGCGCGACCAUAAUCUCAAUCAAAAACCUAAUAAUCUUCACAACCCCAUACUAAUAAUGACCAUGCGCUCACUAGUGACUAGCUUCGUGAGGGAAUUCUCGGAACUCUAGUGAGAUGCCGUGACCAGUGGACUUAAUCCAUGUCAAGUAGAGACAGGUAUCUACCUCAGACAGUUGAAGAUUGUCACGCAAUUUCAUGGAUUGAUUGAAGUUAGACAUGAACACGGCUGGAUGCCGGUUCAAUUUUUAGGAGGUUAAGCAUUCACGUGUGGAACCAAAGGCCUUAGGUUCGAAUCCCGCGAACGGGGUCGUGGAUACGCACUACUGACAGAGUUCAACAAUAGCACAAAAUGGUCGUUCAGUGCUUCCAGGUUUACAACCAAUCCAUGAUCUCAAUCCAAAACGUAAUAAUCUCCACAAUCCCAUACUGAUAAAUCUUUUUAAAAUUAUUUCUUAGUGUUCAUAUUUCUCGUUAAAUUAUCAAUAUGGAAUUAAAAUUCUUUCAAACUAAUUUUCUUUUUUUCGUUAUAGUCUUCAAUUUCCAAUAAACGACUACUUCCACUUCCUACAAAUGUUGAAGUUAAUGAAAAUGUAAUAAGUCCAUGUGAAUGACAGAUAUUCUUACAUAAUCAUAGUUUAUUGUUCUUUCUUUUCUUUUUUUUUUUUAAAUCAAUGAUUAUCUUCGUGAUCGAAUCAAGUAAUCAAUCCAUCUUAAAUGAUAAAUACGGAGCUUUUUGUGUUUCAAGCCAACUAUUGAUAAAUCAAUGCUCAAUAAUUAUUUCAUUACACAUUAUGUACAACUAACAUUUGAAAAGAAAAGUUUCUAUCUUGUUUCCUUCUUUUUAGUGAUUGUUCAGUACAGUUUUUUUGGUGUCUUUUUUUUUUAAUUUUUAUUCAUUCUCAUCAUUUUAUUUCCCGAUUCCUCUCUGUCUGUCUGUUUCUCUCUUUGAACUUAACUUUUUACUUGUACUCCUACCUCGCAAAGUGAAUACUGUGCAAAAUGAACAGGAACACACACAAAAAAAAGACGAAACACCAUCAAGACUGAUGUGAAAUAGGAGUUGUGAUAUAAGUAUAUUAUUAAAGUAUCAGUAUAACUGUUUAAUUUCAAAUGAACUAUACUUCAUAAUAUGAUCUUUAAAGUAUUCUUACUACAGACUACAUAUUAUUCAUUAUGAAAUAAAGAUCUCAAUAUAAGUUAUACUAGUCUCGGUUUAUUGUUUCUUAUGUUUUCUCAUUGUGUUUGCUUCUCUAUCUGUUUAUUUGUUUUUGUUUUUAUCAUGAAUCAAUUCAGAUGUUCCUUUUUUGGUUGUUUGUUUGUUUGUCUAAUUCAUUUCUAUUACAAUUUUUAUACAUUUACUGCUGAUUUCUUAUUAACAUUUUCUUUAAAAAAAUCGCCCCACCCCCCUUGUUUCUUAUUAUGAGGAUAAUGAUUAACUAAUAAUCUUAUGUAAUCAUAUGUUUGGAUUAAUUUUCUAAAUGUAUAACCGAAUAUGUAUCUAUGGCGUGGAUGGAAUUGAUUAAAUAACAAACUGUUCCAUCAUUUUUUCUCUCCAUUACUUUAAAUGAGUAUUGUAAGAUUUCAGUAAGUAUUUUUGUCCAAUUUCUUCUGUUUGUUUGAUGUAUUUGGUUUGUUUGUUUGUUUUUCUUUUGAUUAUUCUAGUGUAUUUAUUUCGUGUACAUGUCAAUAAUCAUGAUGAUAGGAUAAAAUUAAGAUUUUGGAAAC